AUGUCACAUGUUGACACAUUUAUUUGGAAAGCAAGGGAACCUGGAUUCAAGCGGUCAUUUGUCCGUAUCAUCGUAUCACAUGAUGGGGUGGUAUUGUGGAUACCUGUGACCAAAUACGAAGUGCAAUGCUUUCCGAACACCACUUUCUUCCCGUUCGACAUACAGAUCUGCUCCUUGAUCCUAGGUUCAGAGAUUUACAACAUUCGCCACAUGGACAUGAAUUUUGUCAACCGACCCAUCCCUUCGUGGAACAUUGACAAACAUCCGCUGUGGAAGGUGGAACGCAUAACUACCGAGAAGAUCCUCAAUAAGUGUUCAGGGUGUGACGUACCCUAUGUUAACCUGAAGAUAAACUUUCACUUCUCACGUCAUGCGACUGUUCCUUUCUACACGUUCGUGCUGCCGUGUUUUCUGCUGUCUUCUCUCAGCCUUGUCCUUUUCUUGUUACCAUCAGAUUUUGCCGACAAAGUCACUUUAGGCUUCGGAUUAUUCAUGGCGUUCUUCGUUCUUUUAUUGUAUCUCGUAUCAGUUCUGCCACCUUCACAAGAGCUUCCUUAUUUUGGUAUUUACUUGUGUUUCAAUUUGGCUAUUCUAACUCUGUCAACAUUUCUAAAUGUCUUGGUCGUUAACUUAGCAAACUCACAUGCGAGAAGUAAAAUUGCAAAGCCACUCCGCGCUAUUAUGUUUGAUUUCUUUGCACCAAUACUUUGUUUGAAGGACAUGGUGAAAAAGAGCAGAUCACAAUAUUUGAUUGCAGAAGAGAACAGCUUCCAGCUCAGCAUCAAUAAUUAUUGUUCACUACCAAAAAUACAGAACCAAGGAGAAGUUGACAAAGAACACCUCUGUGAAGAUGACUUACCAGAAAGUCAUCCGAGAUCAGAUUACCAACAAAUAGAAGCUGAUAUUGCUAAUAUCAGAAGAAUUGCCAGUGACUAUACAAAGAAACUCAAUGAAGCAGAAUCAGAGAAAAAAGUAUUAGAUGAGUGGAAACGGUUAGCAAUGGUGCUCAAUUGUUUGUUUUUUGUUUGUUAUUUGUUCCUAUUUGGUGGUUCGCUCAUUGCUUAUUUUCUGUUGGCUUACAUCAAAUAAAUACAGAAAAAAAAAUAUGUAUACAUUUGCCAAGAAUUUUCAUCUAAAAUCACGUUUCAUAUAAUGUCAAGUGUGGAGACAAUUAUUGAUGGAUAUUAGUCAUCCUACCUGCCAUUUAUUAAACCUUUGCACUAUUGUUUAUUUAAAACUUUAUUUCUUUGCACAGUUAACAGUAUCAAUGUCUUUUAUAAUUUUUAUUUAUAUACAUA
This is a messenger RNA of Octopus sinensis (East Asian common octopus), 1298 nucleotides long. RefSeq names its product neuronal acetylcholine receptor subunit alpha-5-like. Gene Ontology annotation, cellular component: neuron projection; membrane; synapse. The coding region runs from base 1 to 1089 and encodes 362 amino acids. The record is from RefSeq and is a predicted model, not a curated record. The transcript has 6 exons. Gene Ontology annotation, biological process: regulation of membrane potential; nervous system process; monoatomic ion transmembrane transport. Gene Ontology annotation, molecular function: transmembrane signaling receptor activity; extracellular ligand-gated monoatomic ion channel activity; neurotransmitter receptor activity. Lineage: Eukaryota; Metazoa; Mollusca; Cephalopoda; Octopoda; Octopodidae.